UGGGAAAUGACGACAGAGGACAAUUUCCUUCAGCACAUUCGGAAGAAUAUUUUCUUUGAUGAAAAGUAAAAAAAAAAGAGGUGAUAUUAAUGGAAAUGCUGGCUGUAAUUUUUACAUUCAUAACUUUGGCCAAUUCUGAAAUGCUAAAUAUCUCCUCAACUUAUAUUCCGCAGCAUCGAUUCGACGUAAACGAUCAUGCGAAUGUUUCCGAACUUAAUCUUUGGAAAUGGUUUUCAGUGGACGAUAUUUUGGAUAAAAUAUCUUUAAACAAAUAUCUUCUUAAGAUAGUUGACAAUUUCAGAAAUGGUAUGAUAAAAGGAAUGCCUUCAUUAAAGAUUCCAGUACUGGAACCAUUUUCUCCACCCGAAAUAAAUGUUAAAGUAAACGAUUCAAAAGCUAAUCUACACAUUAUUAUACGAGACUUAAAAGUUUAUGGUCUAUCAAAUUUCAUAGUCGAUUAUUUAGAUACGAGUAUAAAACAUCUUAAUAUGUCGUUUGUCUUCCGAGUUUUAGAAUUGAACGCAACUGGGUAUUAUUACAUAAAUGGCAAAGUUAUUAAAAUUAUUCCUCUGAGAGGAAACGGAUCUUGGUGGUUGCAGAUGGAUAAUUUAACGAUGUCAGCUUCCGCAUCUUUAGACAUUACUGAUAAAGAAAAAUUUCGAAUGGGUAAACGUUUGGAAGUUAAAAUGGAUUUCCAAACAGUCAGGAUGAAUUUUGAAAAUUUGCUUGGUGAUGGAAAUUGGGUUCGAGUAGUAAUAAAAUUAUUAAACGAUUUAAGUAGGACACUUUUCCACAAGUUUCAACCUCUGUUAGCCGGUAAAGUGAAGGAAGAACUUCGAAAAAUUGUCAAUAAAGAAUUCGAUAAGAUGCCAAUUAAAGCUAUUCGACCAGGUAGCACGGCUAAUGAAUAUAUGGAUCAAAUCUUAGCCAACGUUAAAGAACAAAUUAUACACCAUAACUUGGAGCCUAUGGAAUUGCCCGAUUAUAUUUAUAAUUUCAGUAAGAAAGUUAUGUUUAUAGAAAUGAAUGGAGAAGCAAAAUUAUACGAUGGAUUGUUAAUUGGAGCAUCGUCCAUUCAUAGAACUGGCGACUGUAUUUUAAACGCUACCGAAAAUGUAGCCAUCUUAGGUGCUCAUCUGGGUUUACAGAACUUAAAUAUAACUUAUAAAGGCCACGCCAAAUUUAUGUCAAUGGGACCGAGUAUAAAAUGUGGAGGUCACGUUGCUUCGGUAGCAUUUUAUAUUGAAAUUCAGCAAUCCAAUGCUCCCGGUUCUCAUCCAGUUUUGACAGCAUUGGAAGUAAUAGACAUGAGUACAAUCUGGAUAGAGUUAUCUGGACUUGGGCCAUUAACCUGGAUUAUGAAGUGGCUUUUAACGGGAUUAACUAAGCUUAUGGAAGAUUUUUUAAUAGAAAAAGUAACUUCUUACAUCAAAGAAUAUGUAGAAGAACAAUUAAGUCGGAUUUCUUUCCCAAUCGGAAAGUAAAUACGGUAGUUAAACAGUAAAAAUCAUUAAAAAUAUCGUUUUUAAACGUUUAAGCCAUGGAUUUAUUCCUGUUCUUCAUUUUAAAAUAGUAAAGUUUCUUCAUUAAAAAGUAGUAACACGAUUAAGUGCUGUAGAUACAAAGUUUUAUAAAUAAAAUUUACUUUAAUUUUA
Molecule: messenger RNA, 1655 nt
Organism: Centruroides sculpturatus (bark scorpion)
Lineage: Eukaryota; Metazoa; Arthropoda; Arachnida; Scorpiones; Buthidae
Exons: 5
Coding region: 90-1484 (464 amino acids)
Source: RefSeq, a predicted model, not a curated record